AUGCCUCUCCAUCCUUCAGCCCAAAAUGGGGCAGAUGAGAAAGGAAUCGAGCCCUUGAGGUCUGAGAAGACCGUAGAAAGAUCUGAAACGAUUCAAAUCAAUGCGUCUCGGUUUCCCGCACGGAGACCACUUCCCACCGCAGCAACUUCGCUACCCGUUGGGGCUUUCUCGACGACCUUGACAACACUUUCGCUUAGCUUGAUGGAAUGGCGGGGAGUCACUACUACCAAUGUCUACAUCGCCAAUUACUUCUUCCUCGCCGCGUUUGGGCUCCUGAUCUCGGCUCAAUGGGAGCUUACUGCUGGAAAUGGCUUCGGCUACAGCAUGUUCAGCGCGUUCGGACUAUUCUAUGCGGGCUACGGAGCCAUCUUGACUCCCUCAUUUGGGGUGGCUGCUGCAUACGGCGAUGACAUUCAGCAGCUCAACAAUGCAUUGGGCCUUUUCAUGACUAUCUGGUGUGUUUUCAUUCUCGCAUAUUUGGUCGCAUCUCUCCCGACGAACAUUGUCUAUAUAUUGGUAUUCGUCUUGGCAGAAAUCGCCUUUGUUGCUGUUGCUGCGAGUUACUUUGCUGCAGCAGAUGGGAACCAUACUGCCUCUGUCAGAUUAAAGAAGACUGGCGGCAUUUUUGCCUUUCUUGCGGGGCUUGUUGGAUGGUGA
Molecule: messenger RNA, 657 nt
Organism: Colletotrichum graminicola M1.001
Lineage: Eukaryota; Fungi; Ascomycota; Sordariomycetes; Glomerellales; Glomerellaceae
Exons: 4
Coding region: 1-657 (218 amino acids)
Cellular component (GO): plasma membrane
Molecular function (GO): acetate transmembrane transporter activity
Source: RefSeq, a predicted model, not a curated record